UUGAGGAAAUUGUUCACAUGACCUAAUCUUUUGUUUAGACGACUUCCAACUGACCGCUAUGAAUGAAGCGAUGAAACUGGAAUACUAGAACGUCGUCAAGAGGGCUAUCCGCUACCUAACUCAGACUGGCAAUGGAGUGGUGAGUGGAAGGUUGAUUUCAACACAAAGGAAGGGACAGAUAAGUGGGGCUGGAUGUACGCCCUAGAUUUUCCAAGGGAAUACAGCUGCGAAAAACAUUGGAAUGAUUGCGUGAGAAGACGUCGAUGGCAAAGAUCAGCGCGUGUAAAUACGACUGGUCCGUGGCUGGAAGUUCAACCUUCAGUGCAAUUGAAAGAUAUCAGUAUACAAAUCGACCACGUGUAUCAAGAUGAUGGUUCAAUUUCUGUUUGGGCUGUCAGCCAUGAUGGGGAUCUUUUGUGUAGAAAAGGAGUGACUAGUGAUCGACCUCAGGGUGAAUCUUGGUGUCAUAUCACAACACCGAUUCAAUUUUCAAGUAUUUCCGUUGGCUGCAACAACAUCGUUUGGGGGAUUGGUAACGAUGGAGCGGCUUACUUGAGGAUUGGGUACGAGGGCUCGGAUGACAGAGGAAAAAUGUGGGACCGUUUUCCCGCCCCAGGCCUUAACCCGCUCGUUUUAAUAUCGGUCGGCAGAAACACUGUUUGGGCUAUGGAUAAAUACGGCGAACAUUAUUACAGAGAAGGCGUAACCGAAACGUUUCCCGAAGGUACAAAAUGGUUGAAGAUAUUUGGUCGUGUGCAGUCUGUGUCUGUCAGCGCCAAUGACGAGGUAUGGGUGAAAAGUCAGGGGGGGUUGGAGAAAUGUUUCAAUACGUCAAAAGAGACGCCAACUGGAAGAGGCUGGGUUCUAGCAUUACCGUCUUUCUGGGGAGGCAUUUCAGCGAGAGCAAAUAGAGGGAAUUUAUUCAACAAAAAGAAGGGUUUGCUGGACAAGGCUGAAUCCGUGAUUGAUGAACCUGACUCGAAACUUUCAAGUGGACCGUCAGAAGAUUUAAAACGAAAAACGUACAAGGAUUUAAUGGAAAGCGGAGACAUUUACAAUGUGUUUGGUGCAGAUGACGAUUUUAUUCCGAGUUCAGACGAGGAAAGCUGAUAAAUCUUUACUAAACAAGUACGUUUUAGCAGGAAAUUAUUGAUUAUCGUUCGCUUCAGAUAAUGCAACCGUGGGGUGGUUGCUCGAAGCAGUUGGAUUGCAGUUGGAUUCCAGUCUACGAAGCCGGGAUAGCUAGAUAUUUUUGAAAUGUUAUAAAUAAUUUUUCAAAUGUUAGAAGGAUGUUGAAUUUAAAAAUAGUUAAAUUGAGCAAUCAACGGAAUGAAAUUUUUAUUUAAAGAUUAUUAAAUUUUAUUAGCGCGAAGCAAAUGCAGUAACUCGUUCAAUUAAGCUGAAGGUCAAUAUUCGAUAUCCCGGCUUCGUGCAAAAUAACGCCCCCAAUACGAUGAAGAGCUUUAGUGCAGACACAAAAUUAUCCGUGUCAGUUUUUUUCUUCUUUUAUUUAUUUUACUUGAAAAUUGCAAACAAGUACGAAUUUACGAACUUACUUACCCUCGCUUUUUUGUUUAGGUUAAAUAAUUUAGAUAGUAAAUUUUGUAUAGCAGGAAAGUUUUUACAGUGAAAAGAAUUAAUGGUCAUAUUUUGAACACAAUAGGGCAUCUAAAAUGUUAUUUGCAAAUCACAUUGCGAGCGCCAUUUUUUGUUUAACAAAAUGGCGGAUUUUGUAAUUGUUUCACACCGUGAAAAUUAUAGUAGUAUUUAUUCAUUAUGUAGUCAAGGCAGGCCUUUAUUAUUACUGUAUAACAUUAUUUUAAGUAAUUGUAAAAACUUAUGAUUUAAAAAGGCUUCUUUCCCUAAA
Xenia sp. Carnegie-2017 is the source of this 1867-nucleotide messenger RNA. Its product is annotated as tectonin beta-propeller repeat-containing protein 1-like. Lineage: Eukaryota; Metazoa; Cnidaria; Anthozoa; Malacalcyonacea; Xeniidae. The record is from RefSeq and is a predicted model, not a curated record. The transcript has 7 exons. Bases 193 to 1110 code for a protein of 305 amino acids.